Messenger RNA from Dovyalis caffra, 753 nucleotides. The record is from the annotation of a GenBank genome assembly. Lineage: Eukaryota; Viridiplantae; Streptophyta; Magnoliopsida; Malpighiales; Salicaceae.
AUGAAGACUCUGUUCGAAUCCUGUCCCCGCCUGACUGAUGAAAUUCUAUAUCCACCUUUCUAUUCCUGCCAUAAGUGUUCGACCCCUUCUAGUCUAAACCCUACCUCUGAGGGAGCGGAAUCUGCUGAUGAGUUCGUCGGGGAUGAUAGGCUUAUCGUGGAUGAUCUAGUAUCCAAGUUCCCGUCCUUGGGUAUUAUCUACCUCGGGGAGAAAGAGGCAAGCAAUAGGAAUAGUUGUCCCAGCCUUAGUUCUGAUGAAAUGAUUCUAUUUAUCCGGCUUGCCUGUCAUCCCAUCCCUUUGUCGAAGUCCACCCCCUCCUCCUCUGGGAUUGAAUAUCCAUCCCUUGCCGAAGUAUCAGCGCCGGAAGAGAAGAAAGAAAUAGGAUAUGGGAUCAAAGCUCCAGUCAUCGAGGUGGGAGAUUAUGGAUCAGCUAGCUAUAGAAUAGAAAGAACAAGGGAACUCAUCGACCCAUCCAACAGUUGGAGAUAUAACUACGACUCCAAUAUCCGAUAUGACAGAAAGAGAAAGAGUCGUGAAUGUAGGUGGGACGGUACGGAUUCAUACAAGACCUUGCCCACACGCUCUGGCGAGAUAGGAUCGAUUACAUCUAGAAAUAGAACCUUGGAAAUGCUAUCUAUUGACUCGACUCACUCAAAGCCAGGUGCCCUAGAAGGGGAAAACCUUAAAUUCUCGGAUCAAGAAGAAGUCGUCUUACGUUCUAUCAAUAAACAACCAAAACGACCAGGAGGAUAG